Molecule: messenger RNA, 1694 nt
Organism: Macroventuria anomochaeta
Lineage: Eukaryota; Fungi; Ascomycota; Dothideomycetes; Pleosporales; Didymellaceae
Product: putative cytochrome P450
Exons: 3
Coding region: 1-1551 (516 amino acids)
Molecular function (GO): iron ion binding; heme binding; steroid hydroxylase activity
Source: RefSeq, a predicted model, not a curated record
AUGACUGCAUGGUUCUGUCAAGACAUGGCUCUUUUACUUGACCUAGUCGCGAUCAAGAUCGCAGGCACGUUAUUGAUUGUGUUACUUUCCUGGAGGCUAUGGCGAUUCACCAUCCGCCCCCGGUUCCACCCCACCGAGCCAAAAGAACUACCAUACUGGAUCCCAUUCAUCGGUCAUGCCCUCAAUAUCUUCAGAGACUUCAACAGCACCAUCAGCCGAGGCGUGAAGUACUUCCAGCACACGAACGAACCCUUCACGAUAACCAUCGCCGGUGAACAGAUACAUGUCGCAACAUCGGCAGAGGACAUCAACGCAGUCUGGAACAACACUAAGACCCUAUCGUUGGAUCCAAUCUCUAUGGGCAUGUACACUCGGGCAGGUCUGCCCGAGAAAGCUCGAAAAGCCCUGUUCCAAACUCACACAUCAGCGCGAUACAACGCAAAAAGCGGGCACGAUAUGACGCCUACAGAGAUGGUACAAGAACAUCAUAAGCAACAGCUGCACAAUGGCCCUAAACUGGAUGCUCUGAUGACAGAAAAGCUCAUUCCGGGCCUUAUCAAGCAUUUGAACUUUUCGGACCAUUCACACCCAGCUGUCAUGUCACGAUCCGGACCUUCUGUCAUCAUCUCGUUAUUCGAUCUCUGCGUCAAAGCAUUCAUAGCUGAAGACACAGAUGUCUACUUUGGCCCGAUACUCCGUCAAAUUGCACCAGACGUGGUCUCGGCUUUCGUGAACUGGGAGUACACUAAUUGGAAGUUCAUCAUGCAACUCCCCGCUUUUCUUGCGAAAGACAUGCUGAAUUGCAAGGGAACGAUCGUAGACGCAUUUGAGGUAUACUACAAGCUACCUCGAAGCCAACGCCCGGGCGCAAGCCAUUUCGUCGUUGCGCUAGAGGAUAUGCUGCAAGAGGCUGGAUUGACGGAAAGAGAGAUGGGACAGUUCACGUUCUUGCACUACUGGGCCUUGGUAGGAAACACAUACAAACUCGCUUUCUGGCUGCUCGCCCACCUCUUGCACAACCCCACUCUUCUGUAUAAAAUCCGAGAAGAAGUCCUCCCAGCCGUAAAGAACGACCAUAUUGACGAGACAUACCUCCUCAAACGCUGUCCGGCACUAGACUCGCUCAUCAACGAAAUCUUGCGUCUCACAGUCUCAACGUCCCUCGCCCGCUGCGUGAUCUCCCCAUGCACCAUUGGCAACAAAACCCUCCUCCCAGGCCGCAAAAUCAUGCUACCCAUCUCAGCCCUGCACUACGAACAGUCAGUCUGGGGUCCAUCACCCUUGACUCUGCAGCCUGAUCGGUUUGUCUUGAACCCGAAGCUCGCGAAAUGCACAUCGUACCGCCCAUGGGGUGGCGGGUCUACGAUGUGCCCAGGGCGCUUCUUCGCCAGGCGUUCUGUGAAUGCGGUUGUGGCGAUAUUAUUGGCGAGGUAUGAUAUGGAGGUUGUGUCUGGUAAUUUCCCAGAAAUGGAUGGGGCGAGGCCGAGUCCGGGAAUAGCUCCGGUGGUGAGGGGGCAGGAUGUUAAGGUUAGGUGCACACCAAGGGGAUAAGAUGAAAGGCUUGAGUGAAGAGGUAGCGGGUGCGAGUUUUUGCUACAGUGCUUGAGAUGCUAUGCUCUAUCGGCGAUGUUCGAAUUGCCGUAGAACCCCACACCGUCUUUCGUCGUAGCGUUCAAUCUCUCCAGAAUGUACUC